Molecule: messenger RNA, 2032 nt
Organism: Schistosoma turkestanicum
Lineage: Eukaryota; Metazoa; Platyhelminthes; Trematoda; Strigeidida; Schistosomatidae
Source: the annotation of a GenBank genome assembly
GGACAAUGGGUAUUGGUUCACUAUUGUAAUUUCGCGGUCUGGUCCAUCGAGCUCUAAUCAAAUUCUCAUACCGAUUCGUAUCAUGAUUCAGGCUACACGUAAGGCUGUAGGCCUUGCUCGCAGCUUCACCUAUUGGAAUGCAUCUCGAGGAUUUUCGUUUACUCCCGUUGCUUCUGCUAGUCUGAAAGACAUAAUGGCUGACUUAAUACCUAAAGAACAAGCAAAAGUAUCCGCUUUUAGGAAACAACACGGAUCCACAAAAGUUGGUGAAGUUACUGUGGAUAUGAUGUAUGGUGGUAUGAGAGGUAUCAAGGGUUUGGUCACCGAGACGUCCGUACUGGAUGUCAAUGAAGGCAUUCGGUUUCGUGGCCUUUCAAUCCCAGAUUGUCAGAAACAGCUUCCGAAAGCUUCUGGUGGACGUGAACCACUUCCAGAGGGCAUCUUCUUUCUUCUAUUAACAGGAAAGGUACCAACUAAAGCUCAAGUAGAUGACAUUUCAAAAGAACUUGCAAAUCGAGCUGACCUCCCAUCUCAUGUUUUAAACAUGCUGGAUAAUUUUCCAUCAUCUCUUCAUCCUAUGAGCCAACUGGUAGCAGCUUGUGCCGCUCUGAAUUCGGAAUCAAAGUUUGCUCAAGCCUAUUCACAAGGUAUCAAGAAAAGUCAGUAUUGGGAGUAUGUUUACGAGGAUUCGAUGGAUUUAAUCGCCAAACUUCCAACUGUUGCUGCUAUAAUUUACCGUAAUUUGUAUCGCGAUGGUACAUCUGUUACUGCCAUCGACUCCAACACGGACUGGUCUCAUAAUUUUUGCCGUAUGCUUGGUUAUGAGGAUCCUGGCUUUACCGAAAUGAUGCGUCUUUACCUAACCUUUCACUGUGAUCAUGAGGGUGGCAAUGUGAGCGCACAUUCGUGUCAUUUGGUGGGUAGUGCACUUUCCGAUCCAUACCUUAGUUUUGCCGCGUCUAUGUGUGGCUUAGCUGGACCUUUACAUGGAUUGGCUAACCAAGAGGUAUUAAUUUUCCUGAAUAAAAUGCAAGAAAAAGUCGGUAAGAACCCAACAGACGAACAAGUGAAACAAUAUGUGUUGGACACAUUAAAUGCUGGACAGGUUAUUCCAGGUUAUGGUCAUGCAGUACUCAGAAAGACUGAUCCUAGAUUUACUUGUGCACAAGAGUUUUGUGAAAGGCAUUUUCCAAAUGAUCCUUUGUACAAAUUAGUUGGUCAAUUGUAUAAAGUUGUGCCUCCAAUUUUGACAGGCCUUGGUAAAGUUCAAAAUCCAUGGCCUAAUGUAGAUGCUCAUAGUGGUGUAUUACUGCAGCAUUAUGGCCUUACUGAAAUGCAGUACUACACAGUACUGUUUGGUGUUUCACGAGCCUUAGGUGUAUUGGCUUCAUUGAUUUGGGAUCGAGCAUUAGGUUUACCAAUUGAACGACCAAAAUCUUUAUCUACCGAUGCAUUAAUGAAGUUGAUUAAUGAUAGUGCACGUAAACAAGGUUAAUAAACAAUGUUUAUUCUUCUUAGCAAGAAGCACUUUCAGGACGUUCACAUUUCUCCACUUUCUAGUAUUGUCUGUCUACUUUCAAAUUAAACACAACUAACUAACUAAUCACCAUCAUCAUCAUCAUCAUUAAUAUCAUAAUCUUAGUUAGUCAAAACUAUUUUUUGGUUUUUUUUUCCAUUUCCCGUCUCUUGCUCUCUCUCUCUCUCUCUUAGUCUCUUACUCUUCUUAACUAACUAACUAACUAACUAUAUUGUUAUUAUUAUUAUUAUUGUUCUUUACAAUUAAAAGAAAGAGAUUUUUUUUCAGACAGUCAACCAACCAAUUUAUGUAUGUGGUUUCUUUUUGUGUCAUUUGUAGAAUUUACUCUAGAAAUAGAAAAUUAUCUUUAGUAUACAUAAAUAUAUAUAUAUAUAAAUAUAUGCUCAAGAAUGAAGUAUGUGUCUGUUUACGCAAAAAUGUCUAUCUGUCUAUCCAUCUAUCUAGAUAUAUAUCUCUGUCGAUAUGUAUUUAAUAAAAUAAUUUCUGCGACAGUAA